AUGGAACGAUAUUUUAACUCGCUUUCACCUGCAGAGGAUGAUGACUUGGCAAUCAUAGUCGAUGGCUACGACAUUCUCAUCCAAUUACCGCCAGAGAUCAUGGUCGAGCGAUACUUUCAGAUUGCCGAGCGUGCCGAUGCUCGUUUAGCAAACCGUUUCGGCGUCAGCGUCCGCGAGCUUCACAAGCGCGGUCUUCGCCAGACCAUCUUCCUGGGGCCCGACAAAAUCUGCUGGCCCAUCGACCCUCUGGCGCCCCGUUGUUGGGCUGCCCCUGAAUCACCCAUUCCGCCAUCCGCCUGGGGGCCGAACAAGGGGGGUUGGGAAAUAAUCUAUUCCGAUCCUCGAUGGCUCAACUCGGGAACCAUCAUGGGGCCGAUUGGUGAUCUAAGGAAAUAUAUCACUGCCACCAUGGACGAAAUCACGGCGACUCAUGAUCCUGCGUACGAGUUUAGAGAGUCGGAUCAGUACUAUCUCUCUAACGUCUGGGGCAGGCAGGAAUACUGGCGUUCGAGGAUGAUGGAGGGCAAAGUUCCAGCAGGUCCACCAGACAGGAUCAUUCCGGUUAAAAAGAGUCUUUUUCAGAAGACCGAGUAUCACGUCGCCAUCGAGUACGAGUCCGCCCUGUUUCAAACCAAGGCCGGAUACGAGCCUUAUUUUGGAUAUCUACAGUUCAACGAAUCCGACUUGACAGCCAGACUUACCGCUGACAUCCUCCAAGAGAGAUCUACAAUUGAGCCUUCUGCGGUAAAAAUGCCUGAGAACGUCGCUGCCUCGCUGAGCAAGUUGUACGACGCCAUCACAGAGGCUCAUCCUGGAUCUAUGUCGGAGGACUGGCUUAGCAUUGUUCAGCUGGGCGUCAACUUCGUCACAAAUCAUAUCUAUGGCCUGUGGCAUUGUACGGGACCCAAAGAGUUCGUCGAGCUUGAGUAUCCCACUCUAUGGUUCUACCCCUUUGUCAAAUCCCUACUCAGGGCCGCAGUGAAGGCUUCCCAAGCCGGCGGGCCUCUGACGCAGAAACUCAUUGACGGGCGGAAAUGGCUUCCCAAGAAUUAUUAUCCCGUCUCUGCUGAUUUGAAUGAUGAAUUCGGCGGGGCAUGGACGGACUUGAAUGGCGAGUUUGUUCCUUGGCGAGAUCUUUGUCAGCCUCAUAACAAGGUGCUAUUCCAAGGGGAAGAGAAAAGGUCUGGGCUACAUCUAGGCAGUCUCUAA
This is a messenger RNA of Trichoderma aggressivum f. europaeum, 1209 nucleotides long. RefSeq lists its product as uncharacterized. Lineage: Eukaryota; Fungi; Ascomycota; Sordariomycetes; Hypocreales; Hypocreaceae. The record is from RefSeq and is a predicted model, not a curated record. The transcript has a single exon. Bases 1 to 1209 code for a protein of 402 amino acids.